UUCACAUGACCUGGUGAAGGUCGCCGAUAAGCUGGUGGGCUCAUGCCAGCGUGACGCUUUAUAAGGGACAGCAGCAGCAGCAGCCUGUCUGUCGAUCAGCGCUGUGUUCUCACUUGGGCUCAGCGAGGAGGCGAUCGCGAUGGCUCUUCCACGUCCGCUGAUGUUCGUGCUGGUGGCGUCCGGGCUAUGUGCCCUCGUGUCUGCCGACCGUUGCCCUGAUGGUCGAUUCUGCGUAUCGCGUUGUUGCUGGAACUUAUCCCGAUACACUUGCUGCUGGGUAGGAGAAUUUCCGUCGGCUGAGAAGGGUGAAGGCCAGGGCGAGACACAGGGGGCAUUGGCCACAGUUCCAGCUCAGGCCAUCUCUGCCACAGUCUCACAGGUCACCUCCUGCGCAGGCUCCGUCUGCUCGGCCAAUGGAGAAUCUCGCUGCUGCCCCUUGUCUGAGGGCUCGUGUUGUGGUGACGGCCUGUCGUGCUGUGGAAAAGGAUCCACCUGCACCACCUUCCGAGGGCUCAACCUUUGCCUCCCCGAUGCGGAAUUUCAGGACCCUGUGGCCACCUUCCUGAGCCGUGAGCAGCAGCAGCAGCAGGACGGCUGCGUGGACAGCAGCGGCUGCCCCGCGGGGAGCGACUGCCACGGGGCGAGUGGCGACCACAGGGGGCAGUGCGUGAGCUCGGCCGCGCUCACCCCCUGGGUGGAGAAGGAGGCGGCGCUCUCAGGCCCUGUGGGAGCUCACGUUGUGUACUGCGGGAGCGGGCAGUACUGCCGGGACGGCCAGACCUGCUGUCGCCUCGCCACCGGCAGCUGGGGCUGCUGCAACAUCCCGCACGCGAUUUGCUGCUCUGACGGGAUUCACUGCUGUCCGGCUGGGCACUUCUGUCUCACGGCGUCGGGUCUCUGCGCUCGGUCCACACUGGCACUGCCCGCUGUGGAGGGUGUCUGAGAUGCGUGCCCCCCCCCCCCCCAGUGAGCCUUAGAGUGCUCGGUGCACGAAGCAAAAAAAAACACGCCGUGCGUUGCGUCACCCCUUCGAUGUGCUUAACUUAGAUGUUAUGCAUUCGGUAUGCUUUUUACUAGCUUCUUUAUUGCAGCCAUUCGCUAUUUAAACACCUUAAAUAUAUAUUUUUCGCUAUCAGCAUGAUGGAAUGAGACAGAUAAACCAUUCGGAUAUUUCCCAGAGCAGUAACAACAGUAGCAACCCUUAGGUGUUUGAGAAGAGCUCACGGAAGCAGAUGUCGCAACACUACCUCUGAAAUCUCCUAAUGUGACAUCUGGUCCACACAUCACAGGGCAGCACAAUAUUCUCACAUAUUAACGGCACAUUAUUCAAAUUAGGGGUAUUGUAUUAGCGUUUUGUAUUAUUUAAUCUUCAUUAAAUUAUAACCCCUGAAAGUUUAAUAAGAAGCAGGUGUCGCUACAAUUUCACCCACGAAGUAUAAUCAUGAUACACUGACCAGCGCUAAUAAUUCAAACAGCUGAAGCUCGCACGGUGUUUUAAAUAUCGGGAUGUGUAAAUGCACUCGUAAUACGCUUAAAAUAACAGGCUGAUGCCAACAUCCACUGAUUUAAUACUGUUCUUCAAAAGGGACAGUGUUGUAAUCGAUGCCAUUCUCUACACUGACUGUACACCUGUACUUUAAUGGACGUUGUCAUUUCUUUCUGCUAUUGUAAACAAAAUGGCUGCAAUAAACCUGUUACCAUUAUGGCA
Petromyzon marinus (sea lamprey) is the source of this 1708-nucleotide messenger RNA. NCBI's taxonomy places the organism in Eukaryota, Metazoa, Chordata, Hyperoartia, Petromyzontiformes, Petromyzontidae. The record is from RefSeq and is a predicted model, not a curated record.